This is a messenger RNA of Ochotona princeps (American pika), 1568 nucleotides long. RefSeq names its product endosome associated trafficking regulator 1 (gene ENTR1). Gene Ontology annotation, cellular component: early endosome; recycling endosome; centrosome. Lineage: Eukaryota; Metazoa; Chordata; Mammalia; Lagomorpha; Ochotonidae. The transcript has 10 exons. The record is from RefSeq and is a predicted model, not a curated record. Gene Ontology annotation, biological process: positive regulation of cilium assembly; positive regulation of protein localization to cilium; regulation of cytokinesis. The coding region runs from base 118 to 1413 and encodes 431 amino acids.
GCGGCGGCGGAAGGGGCGGCCGGAGGCUCGGAGCGGCGGCGGACGGCGGGGGCCGCGGGGCGCGCGGGGCCGGGGCCCGGGGGCCGCUGCUGCCGCGCUGAGGCCCGGCCCGCGGCCAUGGCCGGCUACCCGCGCCGCCCGGGCGCGCCCCCGUUGUCCCGGGCCCGGAGCCUGGUCGUUCCCGACGCUCCCGCGUUCUAUGAGCGCCGGUCUUGGCUCCCCCAGCUAGACUGUGAGCGCCCCCGAGGCAGGGAGUUGGACUCCCACCUCCUCGGCAUCCGGCCCACGUUUAUGUGCUAUGUGCCCAGCCGAGUGCUGGCCUCGGUGGGGGAUACAGAUUUCGGCUGUGCAAAGGGGAGGGCUGCCAAGCCAGGCCCCCUGGGAGCCCGGGACGCCCACUUUGGAGACGACAAGCCGGAAGACGCUGAAGAGCCUAACCCGUUCUCCUUCAAGGAGUUCCUGAAAAGCAAGAGCGUUAGCCUGUCCGCAGAGCACGCUGGCGGAGCGCACACGCAGGAAGCCUCGCGGCACACGUUGGGGUUCCGGCAUGCACACCCCGCCCCCCAGGCCAUGGGGUACGGGCUGGAGUACUCGCAGCCGUUCUUUGAAGAUCCGACAGGCUCCGGAGACCUGCUUGAUGAGGAGGAGGAGGAUGGCUGGAGUGGGGCCUACCUGCCAUCCACCGUGGAGCAGACCCACACCUCGAGGGUCCCGGGCAGCGGGUCGCCCUGCAGCACGUACCUGUCCUUCCUGUCCGCCCCGUCUGAGCUGGCGGGGCCUGAGUCGCUGCCCCCGUGGACACUGAGCGACACCGACUCGCGGGUCUCUCCACCAUCCCCCGCAGGGAGUCCUGGCACUGACUUUGCAGCCCCCGGAGAGUCACUGGGCGACAGGCACCUGCGGACGCUGCAAAUGAGUUACGAAGCUCUGAAGGAAGAGAACUGCAAGCUGAGGAGGAAGCUCAGUGAGGUGCACAGCUUCUCCGAGACUCAGACGGAGAUGGUGAGGACACUUGAACGGAAGUUAGAGGCCAAGAUGGUCAAAGAAGAGAGUGACUUCCACGACCUGGAGUCGGUGGUGCAGCAGGUGGAGCAGAACCUGGAAAUGAUGACGAAGCGGGCUGUAAAGGCAGAGAACUGUGUCCUGAGGUUGAAGCAGGAAGUGAGCUUGCUGCAGGCACAGGUCUCCACCUACAAGCGGGAGAAUGAGGCCCUGCGGUCCGGCCAGGGCGCCAGCCUCGCCGUGGUGAAGCAGAACACAGAUGUGGCCCUGCAGAACCUGCGCGUGGUCAUGAGCAGUGCACACGCCUCCAUCAAGCAGCUGGUGUCUGGGGCGGAAACGCUGAACCUCGUCGCUGAGAUCCUCAAGUCCAUAGACAGGAUCUCAGAGGUCCAGGAGGAAGAUGCGAGCUGACCAGGCCUGGCAGCCGGGCGCCGCCAUGGGCCACGCGCUCUUCCCUGCUGGCGCUGGAGAGCCUGCUCAGCUACUGGGAGGUUUUUGUAAAAGCCAAUGGUUUUUUUUUUUUAAUUGCUAAACAUGACAAGUGGGGUUCUAUGGGAAGUCUGUCC